AUAGGAGGCAAUUUGCUUUGGUCUGUCUGCAACUCCUGCAUUAGCAGUUUGACGACCGAGGAAGCAGAUCAGAGCUUCUUGUCUGCUGUCUGCUGUUAAGUAUUCUACUCUGUAGGUGGUGCCGAUGGGUUAGAUUGAUCGAACUUGCAGCUGAUUCUCCCUCAUGGUGUUCAACGGAGGGAUCCAUCUUCUGAUUCCUGGUUCCUGAGUACUUCUUCUCGUCAUUUGAAGAUUUGUUAAGUUACACAGCUGCAUUCGUCUCUUGGCUGGUCUUGGACAGAGGAAUUGAUCAUUAGUCCGGUCCUCAUCAGUUGAUUAUGGAUUAACUUUGCUGCUGCUUUUCUUUCUUGGUCUUGUGAACAUCAUGAGUUCUGUUGGAUACGAGGUGGUGCCAAGAUUUAUUAAGUUUUGCAGCUGCUUUUGUCUCUUUCUUGGUCUUGAAUGGAGGAAUUCAUCAUGGUAGUACUCAUCAGUUCAUGAUUGAUUAAAUCUGCUGCUGGAUAUCUCUCUUGAUAUUCGUUGGAGGAAUUCAUCAUGAGUAGUGAUCUUGAGGAGUGGCCGUUCUAUGCGGAUGAUGUUGACGUCGCCACAGAAAAAUUAUUCGAUGUUAUUCAGUUGGGUUACUGGAGGGUCAUAUGUUUUGAUGGUUGGAAUGGAUUUGGAGCAUCCGCUGUUCUUACAUCAGUAGCUGCAGUGCUUCCAUCUAGGAGAACCACUCCGGAACUAUGCUUUGACAAAAUAAUCUUUGUAGAUUGCUCAAAGUGGAAAAAUAGAAGAGGAGUGCAGAGGGCAAUUGCAGAGGAAUUGCAACUUGAUCGCUCUGUAAUGACUAUUUUAGAUAAGCAAGAUGAAGAUGACGAUUUUCAGGGACAUGAUGAAAGCCUGAGGCAUGAGAUAUAUAGUGUUAGUCAAGUGAUUGAUCGAACCCUGAGGGAUGUCAAAUUUAUGAUGAUUUUUCUUAAUGGGAGUGAUGACGAGGUUGAUGUAGGUCUCAUGGGUAUUCCUCUAACAAGAUAUGGCAACAACGUGAUGUUAUGGACCUUCAGCAGAAGCUGUCUGACCAUGCACCAGGACCGUUCUGAGGUAGCAAAAAAGCUAAGAUAUACUCAGGUUUUCUGUCAUUGCUCUAUCGAAGACUUGAGAAGCUUUCAGUUUCUUGGACUGCUACAUCAAGAAGCUGCUACCGUAGUUCCUUGCAAUACAUGUAUUCUGGACAUUGACCAAGCAAUUAUUGGAGGUUGUUGUCUUUAUGAGUUAUUCCUGCACUAUAAUUUCCACAAUGUCAGUAAAUUUGGUUGGGUAUCUCAUGCUUCCAACUAUUGGAUAUGCGAUGCAAUCAUACAAGGGGACAAAGCAAGGGAUAUUAGUAAUGCAUUGUAUCGAGAGAUAAAUUGGAAGUGUGAUGCUUCUCUGCUUCAGGAUGUUCUUACAAAGUCUAUGAAACAAUUGGAGCCUCGUUUUCUAGUAAUCAAAGAUGAUGAUGUCUAUGAAGAAGGCCCAUACCGUUGGAUUUCGGUCACGUCAAGAGAUGCAGAAAUACAUGCUAUGAAAACAAUACCUGCAACGGCAUCAUCUUUCUUCUUGGCAUCUGAAAUAUCCAAACACCCAACAGCUUUACCAGAUGGAUUUUUUGAUCAUUGCAGCAAGCUCGGUGUGCUGGUUCUCUAUUGUUGUUCCUUUAGUUUUGCUUCACCUUCUUUCCUGAAGUGUCGUAGCCUAAGAUUCCUUGGACUGGACCACUGUACAGAUGACGAAACUAUUGGAAGAGAGAAUCAUGCAGUUUGGUUAUGUCUGAAUAGCUUGUGGGUGUUGGACCUGCGUUACACCGAUUGGAAUGAAAUCUUAUCCAAGGAAAUGUUAAACCUCAUGAAAAAUAUCAGAGAGUUAAAUAUAGAGGGAGUCAGGGGCUGGCAAUACACCGCUGAGCUACAAGGGCGGUUACCUAACCUCCAGAGGCUCCGAAUAAUCAAACCGACAUGUCAAUGGAAGACCUCAGAGGAUGUCGAUAACUACUUCAUGGAUAAGAAAAGUAUGGAAAUACUUGACUUGUCUGGCAAUUGUGACAUGAAGAUUCUUCCAACAAGCUUAUCAAAGGCAGGUAGCCUCCGGAUGCUUGUACUUGAUGGUUGUGAUGAACUGGAAAGCGUAGGUGCGCUUCCUCCUUCCCUCGAAUCCUUUAGCUUUAAUGGGUAUGGGGCAGCUGCUCAAUGGACACAAACUGUUGAGCUACCUCUGGAACAAUUUCGUCCAUCCAGGACAACAGAUAAUAAGGAUGUCAGAAUAUCCAAGAUCUCCUUAGCAGGCUGCACACAGUUGGAGAAUUUGUACUUGUGUGGGCUACCCAACCUAGUGGAACUGGACCUCUCUGGAACACCAAUCAAGAUACUUGACUUCAAGACCAUGGUGGUGCAAACCCCAAAGCUCAAGCGACUGUUUCUAAUAGGAUGCAAGCACCUUCGUGCAAUAAAAAUUCUAUACGAGAGUGUUCCUGACCUGAAGUUAAUGUGCGUAGACACACGACCUGGAGUCGUGUGUCCUCGACCAUCCAUCAAACCCACCAGGUUGCAGGUGCAUGCUGUUGUUGUAGAUGUAAGACUUACUCACUCCUUGUGGAAUCUGAUCUCUAGUUAUAGACAAGAUGAUGCUCAUUUUAAUAUCCACGUCACCUCCUCACCUGAUGGGAUUAUUCAAUAUGAAAUAACCAGCAAGGAUAUGAUUGGCACCAGUGAUCAAGAGAGUCUACAUCUUAUUCCAAAAGACCAGUAUGGUGAAGUCCUUGGGAUGGUUGGCGCUGCCCCAAUGCAGGCCUUUCCACAACCUCCGAGUACAAAGUUUGAUCGACAUGUAGAGAUUGCUGAAGGGAGCUUCUACGUGGAGAGGGAACUUGGCAGAGCACUAGGUCUAGGCCACCUAAUGGAACAUUAUGUGGAAUCCCUGCAUGUGCAUGAUGUCUCGGUACGUACUAUUGCACCACAAGGCCAUUGGUGGGGCAAGCUUAGGUGGUGUUGCAUGGAGAGGUGCCCAAAAGUGGAUACCGUUUUCCCUGGGAAUUCAUUCACAUUUACUGCAUUGGAGACCUUGUGGGUGUCAGAUCUCCUGAUGGCCCGCUCGAUUUUGAGUAAAGGUUCACGCUUUUAUCCAUAUGGCAAUACCAAAUCCUUUCAAAAUUUACAGCACCUUCAGCUGCGUUCAUGCCCCAGCCUCCAGUUUGUGCUCCCUCUGUGGGUCUCCUCCUUCCCCAGCUUGGAGACCCUCCACAUCAUCCACUGCGGCAACCUCAGCCACAUCUUCAUACUGGACGAAGAAUACCGUGAAGAAAUAACUACCCGCGGUGUACAAUUCCCAAAGCUUACCACCAUCCAACUGCACGACCUCCCAAAUCUGCAGCAAAUAUGCGAGGUCAAGAUGGUUGCCCCUGCGCUCAAGAGCAUCAAGAUCAGGGGAUGCUGGAGCCUGCGCCGGCUGCCAUCCGUGGGCGCACGUGGCAAUGGCAAGAAGAAGCCGGCCAUUGAGAUCGAGAAGGACGUGUGGGAUGCCUUGGAGUGGGACGCCCGCCACCGCCCUGCCCACUUCGAAGCGCCGGUCCACUCGUGCUACUACAAGGAGAAGCUGCCCAGGGUCUCCGUCCUCAGGUGAACUUGCACCAUGGUGUUCCCUCGGUCGCUACAUGAAAGUGAUGGACGCUGCUGCUGCUGAUGGAUCAUGCGUUUGGUUUGCUUUGUGUGCCUUUUUGGAUUGGUAUUGUCCUUAUUAGGUGCGAGCUUAUGGUGGCUCCCACCGUUUAUUAUAUUGUGGAUUUUCAAAUAAGAGACGGACAUAAUGGCUAGAUGGUUAGGUGCGAGCUUAUCCUUGCUCUAGAUGGUUAGGUGCGAGCUUAUUGGUUUGUGCCUGCCUCACAGACCUGGACGGUGCCUGUGCAUCCACCAGUGUGCAUCUGCAUUUGUGCGUGUGGCUUUGAUGAAUGCUUUCUAUGCGUGUGUGUGUGGAAUUGUCACAGCUGCCUA
Messenger RNA from Triticum dicoccoides, 4004 nucleotides. RefSeq lists its product as uncharacterized. The record is from RefSeq and is a predicted model, not a curated record. The transcript has 5 exons. Lineage: Eukaryota; Viridiplantae; Streptophyta; Magnoliopsida; Poales; Poaceae. Bases 535 to 3636 code for a protein of 1033 amino acids.